AUGGGCUUCGUUCGUUCCUUUGGGCUUGCCUUGUGUGCUUCAAUUCUUUUCCUGGCUGUAUCGACAUGCGGGCAAGGCGAUAGGCUUGUCGAAAAGGAGAUUCACCUACCGCUGGACCCUCGUUAUGCCGACACGCCGUUGGUGGACCCUCCAAAGCGGAUCGCUGGUUACUUCAGGCUCAACAGGACGCACGAUGCUCGUAUGUUCUACUUCUUUUUCCAGUCAAGGAAUGCUCCCAAGGCGGAUCCUUUGGUGUUGUGGAUGACUGGUGGUCCCGGUUGCAGCAGUGAGAUCGCAAUCUUUUACGAGAACGGCCCGUACUUCAUCAACAAUGAUACUCGUACACUUACCGAGACCAAGUAUGGCUGGGACACCCUGCACAACAUGAUCUUUGUUGAUCAACCAAUCGGAACGGGCUUCUCUUACAGUGACGACUGGCGGGACCGGGUUUAUAAUGAGGUGGUGGUGGGGGAAGACAUGCUGGACUUUCUGUACGCUUUUUAUUCGGCUCACCCGGAACUGCUGGAGAACGACUUCUUCGUAACGGGGGAGUCGUACGCGGGCCACUACGUGCCCGCAGUGUCCUCCGCCAUCUACCGCGCCAACGAGCUGGGUCAGGGCCCCUUCACCAUCCCCCUGCGCGGACUGGCCAUUGGGAACGGCAUGACGGCCCCCUCCCUGCAGUUCCCAGCAUAUGCCGAAUACGCCCUGCAGAACGGCAUCAUCAGCAAGGGGCUCCACGACAGCAUCCAGUUCUGGAUGCCCAUGUGCCGCUGGGGAGCAGAGUUCUGUGACUCGCAUCAGUGGCGGGCGGCGUGUGCGUUGGCGCUGCAGGUGUGUCAGCUGGUCAGCUUCGAUCGCAUCCUGGCAGCCAACCCCGGCAUCAACGUGUACGACAUCACCAAGACCUGCGACGGGCCGCUGUGCUACGACAUGUCCGCCGCGGACGAAUUUCUCAACCGGGCGGACGUGCGUGCCGAGCUGGGAGUGGGGGAGCGGCGCUGGGAGGAGUGCAACAUGGGCGUCAACGGCGACUUCCUGGGUGACUGGCUGCGCUCGUACGACAAGCUGCUCCCCGCGCUGCUUGAUGACGGCAUCCGUGUGAUGAUCUACGCGGGCGAUCUGGACCUCAUUUGCAACUGGGUGGGGAACGAACGCUGGGUGAAUGCGCUGGAGUGGGAGCAGUCGGAGGGCUGGCCGCAGGUGUGGCCCCAGGAGUGGCAGGUGGCGGGAGCUGCGGCGGGCACUGUACGGGAGCUGGGGCCGCUGUCCUUUGUGAGGGUGUACCAGGCGCGGGCGCAAGCGGCUUUAGGAGCGCUGUGUCAGGGCAGCGAUGACCUGCUCUGUGUGCGCGACCCGGGGGAUACGUCUGGGGGUCACAUGGUCCCCAUGGACCAGCCCCGUGCCGCGCUGCAGAUGUUGACCUUGUUCACCCGGGGCAAGUCGCUGAGCAGCACCCUGGGUGAUUUGGAUGAGCGACUGAGGGCCCGGCUGGAGCGCGGGGGCCGCACGGGGACUCAGGCGGGGUCCCAGGUGGGGCCGCAGGGGCAACAGGUAGAAGCCGAGGAGCUGCUACAGCAGCAGCAGCUGCAGCAGCAGGAGGCCGCACAGCUAGAGGACAAGGCAAGGCAUGGGGCGGGCGCGGGAAGGCGCGAGGAGACGUACCGGAGGGACAAGUACGGCGAGGCAGGUGCUGGUGCCGCGGCGGGGACGGAUGUGGACGCGGUUGCGGUCAAGGGGGUGCUGGGGCGUCAUGGCAUCCGGGAGCCGCUGCGGGAUGACGAGGGGUUUGAGACCUCGUGAGAGCUCCCCGCUGCACAGCCGGGUGGCUGUGUUGGCAGGGCAAGGACUAUCAAUGGCUGCAAGGACUAUCAAUGGCUGCACCACCGUGAUGGAGCUCUUUGUGUGUCUGUGUCUGUAGGGGGGAAAUCUUCUCUACCGGGCAAUAGCGCUGACAGGUGGUUUUUCGUUGAGGUCAAUGAGGACACCGCCUUGUGUCCUGUUUUGUGCCGAUAUUUGAUUUCUGUGGUUGGAUGUUGGGAGGCUGUGUACCUUGCUCUUUUAUCCCUUUUUUUCCCCCCUGAGUGUAUAUGAAUACUGGUGAAUGUGGGAUUGUGGCCUUCUCCAUGGUUGUAUGAAUCCAAAAUGGGGUUUGGCCACAACAUUGGCCGCAACGUUGAAAGUUGGAAGCCUAGUCGAGUUGCGUUAUUGGUACAUGGGGUUGCAUGACACAAGAGAGUAUGGCAGGUUAGUAUGGCAAUGCGUGCGCAUAAUUGUUUACCAACGUAGAAGUUGCCACCCCAACCUCUCGUGUGACCGGUCCACGAACAUGCCUGGAUGUUACAGCCCACACCUGGUGGGAGACAGGUCUGUACAGGAAGACCAGAAGACACAGGGAAAUGCCGCAUCACAAAGGACCAGUAUCAACAUUAAGUUCUGAGGCUAAAUAUGUGAGGGCAUUUCUCCUUAUCCAAGCAACGAUCGACAACAUGGAGAUUUCACGUGCACAAGAGCCAAAAAUAUCCGGCGCGUAACGCUUCUCUCCCUGAUUUUACAUGCUCACUGCAUCUGGAGCCUCUACCACAGAGCCGCUCCUUUCAAACGCCACUUUUCUUCAGGCACCGGAACGACAGGCACCGGAACGAAAACAAAGGUCCUACUACCACUGCUGAUGCUUGCGAUCCAGGCAGCGUACCAUAUAACACAAAACCGCCACCUGCAAGUUACAACAUAGACCCGGACCCCAACCGUGAUGGACCCCAACCAUAAGAAUUUGGCUCAACAGAGUGACGGGGCCCAAACCAAUCAGUGCAAAUUCCCAUACACGUGCUGUCGCUUGAUAAAUUAUACGACGCAUUUUGGCCUGCCAUCCCAUUAGAUAUUUCGCAUGACCUAUAAAGUUUCCGACAUGUAAGCGAGGACCCUGGCGUGGCUCGGCUCACGAGGACCCCCAUAGCCCCUUCCUCCAGACCUUCUGUCCUAGGCAUUUAGAAGGAAAAACAUGCCUGCCCUUGACAAAACAGCCUCUCUCCAAUUGACUCCUCUCGCAGAAAUAUUUAAUGCGUGGAAUCACACAUCGCAACAGCACAUCGCUCUAAGCUGCUUCGCCUCCCGGACACCCCAUGCCAUGCAGGUGCCCCUCCAACGCAACCCCUGGUCUACCGCAUCAAUCCGUGGUUUCCACGCGGCCCCAUUGGAAGACAGCGACGCACACAGCAUCCAUAUGCACAGCACCGGGACGUGC
This is a messenger RNA of Volvox carteri f. nagariensis, 3244 nucleotides long. RefSeq lists its product as uncharacterized. The coding region runs from base 1 to 1803 and encodes 600 amino acids. The record is from RefSeq and is a predicted model, not a curated record. NCBI's taxonomy places the organism in Eukaryota, Viridiplantae, Chlorophyta, Chlorophyceae, Chlamydomonadales, Volvocaceae. Gene Ontology annotation, molecular function: serine-type carboxypeptidase activity. The transcript is spliced from 11 exons. Gene Ontology annotation, biological process: proteolysis.